AUGACUUUUGAGGCAGCUACAACACAGCCCACGUCUGCUUUCCUAGCACUCCCGGCUGAACUGCGCAAUAGCAUCUACACGCUUGUACUCACACCCCCUGCCCAUACGCGCGACUCGCGUCGCAUAGCGAGUAGAGGGCUGUGUUCUGACUAUAUUUUACCUCCGCUCGAUCUCAGUCCGGCACUCCUACGAACAUGUCGGCAAAUCCACGAUGAAGCGGCGAGCAUCCUCUACGGUGCCAAUCAAUUCGCAUCGCAUCCGUCACUGCUCACUGCACUACCAUACCUCGUGAGUCCGCGACGACCAAUCACCGAGGGACCCGGCCGUUUCAUGAUCAAGCGAUGGUAUAUCCAUUUGCGCCUCGAUGUGGAUCCCAGAUUCAAUGCAGAACAGCUCGAGCAAGCAUUCUCCGGCGCUGAAGAGCUAGAAAUCGAAUUCUUCCAGCCAGCGUAUGGUUAUGGUGAUGAUAGUACUCUACGACUGUUCGAAGGGAUCCGAGGAGUAGGCACCGCAAGAGUCACUGGUGGUAGCGGGUGCGAUGCGAAAUACGCCAGAAUACUCGAAGGAAUGCUCAUGAGUCCAAAAGGCAUUGUUGCCCAAUCCUGCAGGCAGAGUUCAGGAGAGGAUGAGCGCUCAGAAAAUGGAAAUAUGACAGAGAGAUGA
Molecule: messenger RNA, 663 nt
Organism: Aureobasidium pullulans EXF-150
Lineage: Eukaryota; Fungi; Ascomycota; Dothideomycetes; Dothideales; Saccotheciaceae
Exons: 1
Coding region: 1-663 (220 amino acids)
Source: RefSeq, a predicted model, not a curated record